AUGGAGUCGAUGCUAAUGUCCACGUCGGCGGCUCUUUCCUACCACAAUGCCGCGGACUUUUACCCACGAAAGUUGGGACCCAAGCCCGACGUGGUUCCCUCCGGGGUGACCGAGCGGAAGGUUGGCCCGCCGGACAAACCGGACAUGGUGGCCGUGGACGUCAUCAACGUCAGCGAACACGAGAUGCCGCCGAUGCACAAGAAGAAGCACGACACAUACGUCCUGGGCACCAUUCAUCCCUUCAGGAAGACACACAGGUCGUUUCCUGGGAAACUCCUGCAAGAAUUCCGAUUGGUCACAUCUGACAGACGGUCGUGGAGAAUCGUGCUGUUCGGUUUGCUCAACCUGAUGUGCACCGCCUGCCUCCUGGUGUGGUGCAGCUCCACCAACAGCAUGGCUCUGACGGCGUACACCUACCUCACCAUCUUUGACCUCUUCAGUUUGAUCACAUGUCUGAUCAGCUCCUGGGUGAACAUGAAGAGGCCCAGCCAGGUGUACUCCUUCGGGUUUGACCGUCUGGAGGUUUUGGCCGUUUUUGCCUCCACUGUGCUGGUCCAGCUGGGAGCCUUGUUCAUCCUCAAGGAGAGUGUGGAGCGCUUCAUGGAGCAACCCGAGGUCCAUACCGGUCGGUUGCUGGUGGGAACAUUUGUGGCCCUCUUCUUCAACCUGCUGACACUUCUGUCCGUACGCAACAAACCCUUCGCGUGUGUGUCACAAGCGGCCAGCAGCAGUUGGCUUCAGGAACACGUUGCGGAUCUGAGCAGAAGUUUGUGCGGCGUGAUUCCAGGUCUGAGCAGCGUUUUGCUGCCUCGCAUGAACCCUUUCGUCCUGAUCAACCUGGCGGGGGCGCUGUCCCUCUGUGUCACCUACUUACUCAUCGAAAUUAACGACUACAACGGCGCGGACACCGCGUCGGCGGUGGCCAUCGCCCUCAUGACCUUUGGCACCAUGUAUCCCAUGAGCGUGUACAGCGGAAAAGUGCUGCUGCAGACCACGCCCUCUCACAUCAUCGGUCAGUUAGACAAGCUGCUACGAGAGGUGUCGACGCUGGACGGCGUGCUGGAAGUUCGCAACGAGCAUUUCUGGACGCUCGGGUUCGGGUCUCUGGCCGGUUCGGCCCACGUGCGUAUCCGUCGGGACGCCAACGAGCAACUGGUUCUGGCCCACGUGACCAAUCGCCUGCUGCCGCUGGUGUCCACGCUCACCGUGCAGAUCUUCAAAGACGACUGGACGCGGCCCCUCCUCACGGGGGCGCUCUCCCCGUCCUCGGCGCCGCCCGAAGGAUACGCCGGCCUGUCCUCGCUCCCGGCGCCCGAAGCGGAUCGGCUGACGUCGACUCCCUCCAAGCCCAGCAGCCCGCCGCCCGAGUUUUCCUUCAACACGCCGGGCAGGAACGCUCAGCCCGUGGUGCUCCCGUCCACCGCUCACCGGCACCAACACCCCCACGGGCCAUACGGCGCCGUCCUGGGACUCCGUGCGCCCGGGCUGGUUGGCGGGUACGGACUCGGGUCCUCUCACAACUACAGAACCUUGGGAAGCUCUACCCACCACUACACACAUUACACACCCAAAUGA
Nerophis lumbriciformis (worm pipefish) is the source of this 1575-nucleotide messenger RNA. The record is from RefSeq and is a predicted model, not a curated record. Lineage: Eukaryota; Metazoa; Chordata; Actinopteri; Syngnathiformes; Syngnathidae.